AUGUCGCUGACGUUAUUACUCUGCGACUAGGGAUUUAUGCGACAUACAUGGCAAUGGCGAGCGGUAAAAGGAGUGCUUUACUUUCCUCUUUGGCAGCCUAUGGGGACGAUUCAGAACCUGACUCUGACCUCGAACCGGAUGAGACAGGGGGCCGUGGAAGUGGUCUGGUGUACAGCUAUGGUGAGGAUGAUCUCAACCGAAAUGAGGGUGCAGAUGACAAGGGAUCUGGAGAUGAAGACAGUAGAGAGAGCAACUCGGAAAUGGAAGACUCUGACGAGGGGAGAGACGCAGAUGAUGUUGAGAUCCCAGAAGCAGAAAGAAAGGACCCCAAUGAGUUAGUUGCUCUAUUCUCAGAGAAGGUGAGGAACAUGUCACCUGACCAGAUCAGGAUCCCCCCUGAGCCCCCCGGACGCUGCUCGAGCCAACUGCAGGAGAAGAUCCACAAGCUGUAUGAGAGGAAGCUCCAUGGAGAUUUUGACACGAACAGCCACAUCCAGAAAAAGAAAGAAUUUCGAAACCCCAGUAUUUAUGAGAAGCUCAUUCAGUUCUGUGGUAUAGAUGAGUUGGGAACGAACUACCCAAAAGAUAUGUUUGAUCCUCACGGCUGGUCAGAAGACUCGUACUAUGAAGCUCUAUCCAAAACCCAGAAAGUGGAGAUGGACAAACUGGAGAAAGCCAAAAAGGAGCGGACCAAGAUUGAGUUUGUUACGGGGACUAAGAAAGGCACCAACCCCUCCAGCACAGCAUCGUCCACCACCAGCAACACCAGCACCACCACAGCCACUGCAGAGGCCCAGAAGAGGAAAAGCAAGUGGGACUCUGCGAUCCCUGUGACCGUGGCCCAGCCCACCCUCAUCACUACCACCGCCACCCUGCCUGCUGUCGUCUCGGUGACAACCACUGCGAGCGGCACCAAGACCACUGUCAUCUCUGCAGUAGGCACCAUCUUAAAGAAAGCAAAGCAGUGAGCUUUGUUUCUGAGAGUGAGUCGUUCAAACGGUGACUGACAUGAAGACAUGUGUCCUCUGUAUGUGAAAAGAUUCAACAGAAGACAAAUGACCUGAGGGACACUUGUGUACAUGUUUUUGAACCAGCCUAAAAAUUCCCUCCACUACACAUGGACUUAAAGACUUCACUGCCUUUUCUUUUUGGGUUUGUAUCUGCACUAUGCAGAUCUCAUGCUGAUGAAACAUUUGCUGUUCAUUUGUUUAUAUAUUGACAACAGUUGUUAAAGAGGUAAACAGAAUAAGAACAUGACAAUGGUGGUUGAAUAAGGAAAAUAGUCCCUCACGGACCUGUUAGAAAUAUUCUGUUCAUUGUUCUGGUGCAGUAUUUUCAUGCCCCCCUGGAGCCGUCAUGUGUAAUUGCUUGACAGUUUUUCUUUAUAACAUAUUCUCUCAGCUCUGAAGUAAGUUUUUUUUUUUUUAACUCUUGUACAUAUGUAUUGAAGAUGUGGUAAAUAAAUGGAUCAGAUGUUGCCUUUUCA
Molecule: messenger RNA, 1486 nt
Organism: Monopterus albus (swamp eel)
Lineage: Eukaryota; Metazoa; Chordata; Actinopteri; Synbranchiformes; Synbranchidae
Gene: sap30bp
Product: SAP30 binding protein
Exons: 10
Coding region: 48-968 (306 amino acids)
Biological process (GO): regulation of DNA-templated transcription
Cellular component (GO): nucleus
Source: RefSeq, a predicted model, not a curated record